AUGGCAGCACGUAAGCCACCAGGGCCACAGCCGCCGGGCGCGGUGCCACCGGCUGUCAUGGAAAACUACCUGAAGCUCAAACAGGAGCAAGACAGCACAAGCGAUGAGUUCGAGCGCCGGGUGGCGGACACGCGGCGGCAAUUGCUGGAGCGACAUGCCCAAGAGCAGCAGGCUUUCUGGACUGGGCAGCCUUGUGUCGCGUGGCAGCCUCCAAAUGGACAUGCUGUUGCGCUUCCCGACCAACAGGUUUCGCAGAGGGCGGUUAAUCAAGCUCCUCUCCCGGGUCCGAGGAAGCAAGCUCAAGAUGAGGGAAGUGCUGCGCAAGGCCAUGCAAAUGCGCCAAUCAACGCGCCGAAGAGGGCUGCUAUGAAAGCGGAACCACCUACAGCUAUUCGGGCUCGGGCUCGGACUCUAGUUGCGGCUCAGCAUCACAGCCAAUCUGUCGCGGAGGCGCAGCCGCAGCAUGCACCAAAGCCUCGGACUAAAGCUGCUCCUAAGGGGGGGGAGAUCGAGAUCGUUGACCUAUGCUCGGAUGAUGAUGUUGAGCCGUCUCGAUCCACAACUGCGACGUCGGGUCAGCGGGUUGAGUUCAAUUUUCAGCCUCCUAGUAGUGGAGUGCUCUCAUUCUUUGGCCGAAAUGACAAUUCUGAGGUGAUUCGUCCUAAUGUCAAAGGUGACGAGGACCUCAGCAAACGCCAAUCCCCGGCAAGCUUCAAUACGCCGGUGGCGAUGGAUGUCUCGGUGGAGCCCACGCAAGUCAGCCAUGGCCCAUCAUUGAGUUCCAUGCAGACCCUAAACGGGCCUCGCGAUUCUGGAACGAGACCUGCAUCUGCGGUGCCCAGUCCCGUGCAAAAGGAUAGCUCAAUGCUGCAGGACCGACAAACCCAGCUCGGUGAAGGCAAGAUCAAUAUGGACCUGAAGAAUUCCCCAGGUCGCCCUGGGGGGAAGUAUUUCCAAUCGAUCACUGCGUUUUCGCGUUCCUUUGAGCAGCCGGAACAGCAGCAUCAGCAGCGAAGACUAGUUUCCGCAAACGAUACCUUAUGCCAUCCUGGAGGUCAAGACCGGGUGCUGGGACCUGAGAAGGCUUCCGCGCGACAAACCGAAGACAUCGACAUGGAGGGCUUGCCCGCGGAGACGAAACAGAAUGAAAAUGGCCCGAACGUGCCUCAUCGCUCCCACACCCGUGGUGGGAAAUUGUCCGAUCGCCAGAACGACAACACCGACGCAGAACACGCGGACAGGGAUGCUCGAGCUGAGUAUGAGAAACAGAGGCAGCGUUUCAUGGCCAUCGUGCAGGCUAACGGUACACUUCCCGCCGCUAUACAAGCCCAAUGGAUGGAGAUCAACGAGACUGGAAUUAAGAGAAGGGAAGAGCUAGAGCGAACUUUACAGAAUGCGAAGGCUGUAGGAAUGCACAAUGCGACCGAUAGCGAUGGCUGUAUCCGCCGCGUGAAAGACAAGAUUCGUACGCCUUCAUGUGUUCAGGGCUCUUCAGCGGGACGCCCGCAGACUCAAGCCAACACCGCUACAGACUACCAGCAUCCCCAACAGGCGUUCGUUGAGAGCCCUAUGACAGGAAACCAGAAUGAGAAACUAUAUCAGGGCGACGUGUCGGCUACAGGUGUGGAUGCCUCUUCAUAUCAACCUUACCAUCGGGCGCUCGAUCGCCAACACCAAUCGCUACUGUUUAAGGUCCCUCGAGCCCCGAAUCGCGCCGUCCCUAUCAACGAACGUACGCGACGAGAAGACACUGUCACCUCACGGGCUUCGAGCCAGACGUUGCCUGGGCACUCAAUUGUAGCAACAGAGAAGGGCCGGCCCGAUCGACUGCCAUUGCCAACACCACCAAAUUCGGUAGUCUCGCCAACCCGCAAGCGCAAGGUCCAUCAUAAUGUCAGCGAUGAUAGCGACGUUGAUCCCGACUUCGAGCCGCCCUCAUCAGAUGAUGAACCGUUGAUUAACAGGAGACAUAAGCCGGUGGUGAAGAAGGCAAAGGGUGUCAAUGGCUCAGGCUCUGCCAGGCCAGUGUCUUUGGCCCCGAAGAUUGGGUUUAAACAUGUGAAGCUAACUAAGCCGAAUCGUUCCGUGACGCCUGCCCGACCCACCACCAAGACCACGGCUCCAGCCACCCCGGAGAGUUCCCUGAGCUCGCUUGAUUCCGAGUCGCCAUCCGUGCAAGCAGCUCAGCGCUCGUCCUCCCGUCGCGCAAAACAAAAGGCCCUUGCCGCGCUCGACGAACACUUCCAGAAGGACUUCGAGUUCUACAACGAAGAGGACAUCCGCGAAGCUGAUGAGCGCAAGCAGCGUCUUAAGGACAUCAUGCCCGCGAGCACUGAAGCGACCCUCAGAAGGACGCUACAGCGCAUGAGCCUCACUCCCGUGCCGCCUUCAGCUUGCCCGGAUUCGGAUCGUAUAGAGACUGACGGCGCACAAGAGGCCAACCGUAGAGCACAUGAUGGUGGCCGGAAACGAACGGACAGCGUGUAUGGCUUGGUCCACUAAACGAAAGAUAGGAUGUGUGGGGAUAGAAAUCUCCUCAAGACUCGGUCUGUGUCGUCGUGGGGACGGGGCGAGGAGGAGAGCGAGAGCGAGUUGGAUAUAUCUGCAUAUCAGUGGGUGAACGGGAGGCUUGAACACCUGGACGAGGAGAGGGACAUUGAGGAGGUGGAUAUGACAUGACGGAUG
This is a messenger RNA of Paraphaeosphaeria sporulosa, 2685 nucleotides long. RefSeq lists its product as uncharacterized. NCBI's taxonomy places the organism in Eukaryota, Fungi, Ascomycota, Dothideomycetes, Pleosporales, Didymosphaeriaceae. The record is from RefSeq and is a predicted model, not a curated record. Bases 1 to 2502 code for a protein of 833 amino acids. The transcript has 4 exons.